UGUGUGUGUGUGUGUGUGUGUGUGUGUGUGUGUGUCCUCAACUGUCUUUGUUAUAAUUAGUAAUUGUCUCUCCUGCCCCUUGUCAAUUAGUACAGGCUUUUAUUUUGUUGAUUUACCUGGAGAUGAUGAUGAAGAAGACAUUGUUUCUCCUGCCUUGAUUGCUGAAGCAAACCCCACCUCAAGUGGACCAAUUACAAUGACUCACUCCAAUAGCGUAAUUGGAUGCCAGUAGUGUGCCAGGCUGCUAGCCAGCCUUAUGAGUGGGCAGGGCAUUGUUGACACGUUGUGCGUUUAGGAGUUUGGGGGGUGGGUUAUACAUCGCUGCACAGCAGGAAAUACGUUGGAGGAGUGACACCUGCUACACGCACACACACACACACACACACACACACACACACACACACACACACACACACACACACACACACACACACACACACACACACAUACAUUAAAAGGCGCAUGCUGCCAACCAAAAAGACUCUUAUCGUCUGUUUGAUCAGCGCCAGCACCCUAACCUAGCUCCUCCAACUGUUUUGGUUUUGGUCGUUGUCACAGCAACGCUCGACGCUACCUAAGCGGGAAGGAAUGCUUCAUCCAACCCUUCGAGCAAGGACUUGAUCAGCCCACCGCUUCUGCUCUCCCUCAUCAGCCUGACGAAGGUCUAGCACCGAAAAAGGCGUGGAAGAAGCGCUGGUUCAUCCUGCGCAGCGGGCGGAUGAGCGGCGACCCCGACGUCCUGGAGUACUACAAGAACGACCACUCCAAGAAGCCCAUCCGGGUGAUCGACCUGCACUGCUGCGAGCAGGUGGACGCCGGGCUCACAUUCAAGAGGAAGGAGUUCCAGGACAGCUUUGUGUUCGACAUCAAGACCUCCGACCGCACCUUCUACCUGGUGGCCGAGACGGAGGACGAGAUGAACAAGUGGGUGCGCUCCAUCUGCCAGCUGUGUGGAUUCAACCAAUCGGACGACAACCACGACGGUCGCUCGGCCCACACGCCUCGGACCUCGGACCUCCAGAACUCGACCGCCGCCUCGUCGUCGGCCCCGCUGAGCGAGCGCAAGCCGUCGGCGCCCGUCCACUCCUCGCAGCCCGUGCUCUUCACCUUCGACGUGCCGCUACGCCACGGCCACCACGGCUCGCUGUCCAACAGCGCACCCCAGGACUACCUCCUGCUGCACCAGUGCAUGAGCAGGAAGUCCGAGAGCGCGAGGAGCGCCAGCUUCUCCCAGUCCACGCGCAGCAGCCUGUUCAUGAGCAGCGACUCUGCGGUGCAGAAGCUGUCCCACGGCCUGUCCCACUGUCUGAACGGCACCGGGGCCCACCUCCAGGGCUUCUACAGCCUGCCCAAGCCGGGCAAGCCCCACCUGGCCGCGCACCACCACCACCACGACCCCGCGGCGGAGGAGGCCUGCUACGUGCUGCCGCGCAGCUACGGCUCGGACGCCACCGCGCUGGACCUGGAGCGCGACGAGGACGAGGACGAGGAGGAGGUGUACACCUUCAAGACGCCCUGCAACGCCCUGGCCGCCGCGGGGCCGUCGGCGCACGGCGAGCGGCCCUCGGACAACUACGACCUGCCCACCACGCCGGGCUCCUUCUACCAGAUCCCGCGCGCCUUCGACAAGAACCACAACUCGCUGACGCCGUCCAGCUCCGAGUCGUCGUCGUGCGUGGCGGCCCCGCCGCCGCCGCGUCCCCCCAAGCCCAGCCAGGGGUCCGACAGCCAGUGGGGGAGCCCGAAGUCGGCAGGCAGCCAGAACGGGGAGGCGCCGGCCAACGGCGUGUCGGUGAUACCGCGGCGGAACACGCUGCCCGCCGUGGAGAACGUCAGGCUGCACCGAGGCUCCUCCUUUGAAACCAACAACCACCAACGCCCCAACGUCUACUUUAACAACUCGGGCCAAUCGGUGGAGUCGGUCAACGAUGGCUACAGCUCCUACCUGAGAACCCGGGCGCCGCUGACCCGCUCGGACAGCGGCAACUCGGACGACAACUACGUGCCGAUGAACCCGGGCUCGUCGCCGCUGAGCGCCGCCGCCGUGCCGGCCGACAGCCCCAAGAACAUCUACAUCCCGAUGAGCCCCGGCCCGCACCACUUCGACUUCCCGGGCUUCUCGGCCACGCUGCCCGCGCGCAAGGGCAGCACCACCUCGCUGUGCCACCGGCCCGGCCGCCUCAGCGACGUCACGCCGCCUCCCGUCAACCGCAACCUCAAGCCCAACCGCAAGUCGAAGCCCACCCCCCUGGAUCUGAGGACCAAUGGGAUUAUCGACGAGCUACCCUUCAAGAGCCCUGUCACCAUGUCGUGGACCAGACCUAUGCCCGCGGUGAACUCCACGUCCUCCCAGCACUGCCGGCCCGUCUCCACCCAGAGCAUCACCAGCACCGACUCCGCCGACAGCGAGGAGAACUACGUUGCCAUGCAGAACCCCGCCUCCACGUCCCCGGCGGUCAGUGGCACCAGUAGCCCCGCCCCCAGGAAGUGUGGGAACGUGGACUACCUGGCGCUGGACUUCCAGCCCGGCUCCCCAAGCCCCUGCAGGAAGGUGUGUGUGUGCGUGUGUGCGUGUGUUAGGCCGUCCACGUCGUCGGUGACUUCUGACGAGAAGGUGGACUAUGUCCAGGUGGACAAGGAGAAGACCCAGGCCCUCCAGAACACAAUGCAAGAGUGGACCGACGUGCGGCAGUCCACCGAGCCCACCAAGGGGGUCAAGUCCUGACCCCGAACGGGGAAACAAUCUCCAAACAACACAGCAACACACACAUUAACAACAAACUAAACCUAAACACCUUCCGACUGGACUCAACGUCGCCCUCCUCCGGUCGCGGUACCAGAGGAACGGAAAGAACCGAUUUUUCUGAAGCAGGAAGUGGUCGCUCGGACGUAAGCAGACUUAAAAGCCAUAACUUUUCGUACGACACGAGGAUGAAAGCCGAUACCCUGACGUUUCACCGCGACCCUAACCUCCCACAACCCCCAAAACUCUUCAAGCGUCCACCCUGCGUGUUGAACUUGAAACUGCUCGUCAUGAACCUGGAUGCCUAUGACUGACCGACCUGCGGCGGAAUCACUUCUGAAACGCCUCCACCUUCUCUGCCUCACUGAUGGUUACGUACCUGUGUGUUACCUGCCUGUUACCUUCAACUGCUAAGACCGCCCUGAUGCCGCUACCAGGUCAAUGCAGGCCCUGAUCUGCUAACAACGAAAUCCAAACUGACGUGUUCGAACAGAGUCGAAAGGUCAGGUUUGAGAAUAUCUUGUUUCACCGCGAUACGCCUCAUUAAAUGAAUGGGUUGCCGUCACUGUAUUGUAGGCUGUGGAGUUUGACAGCAUUUGGACGGCCGUUGGACAGCCUAUACGAAUACCCCAAUUUAGAAUUAGCUUGAAGUAUGUCAGGGACUUAAUGACCCAAUAACUACGGUCACUUACUAGUUUGGGUUGGAGGGAGGGUCUUCCAGCAGACUGCAGGGGGUUGACGGUUGGAAACUCUUCCGAAGACACCUUGAGCAAGGCAUGUUACACCUCAACUCACCACGCUGAAGCUGAUCCACACCUCGAAUGACGGCUGUUUUAAAUGUGCGUAUGUUUCUGUGUAUGUGGCUGCCUGUGUGACUGUUUGAGGGUGCUUGCUGUCCA
Gadus morhua (Atlantic cod) is the source of this 3642-nucleotide messenger RNA. It is a transcript of the gene gab2, whose product is annotated as GRB2-associated binding protein 2. Gene Ontology annotation, biological process: signal transduction. Bases 719 to 2725 code for a protein of 668 amino acids. Lineage: Eukaryota; Metazoa; Chordata; Actinopteri; Gadiformes; Gadidae. Gene Ontology annotation, cellular component: cytoplasm. The transcript is spliced from 11 exons. Gene Ontology annotation, molecular function: transmembrane receptor protein tyrosine kinase adaptor activity. The record is from RefSeq and is a predicted model, not a curated record.